AUGGCGUCGUCUGGUGCCAUUCGCUUCGUCGCUGGCUCUAAAAAGUGCCCUCUGGGCUCCCUACAUCUGCAGCUUCGCGUCAAGCCGGGAGCCAGCAAGAACCGCGAGGGAGUAAUGGCUAUCACCGAAGAUGCGAUUGAGCUGUGCGUGUCUGCUCAGGCGAGAGAAGGUGAGGCCAACAAGGCUGUUGUUCAGGUCCUCAGUGGCAUAUUGAGCGUGCCAAAAUCCAGUCUCCAGCUGACACACGGCAUGAAGUCACGCGACAAGACUGUCGUGCUCGACGUGAUCAAAGGUGACGGAGAUGAUUUUGCUAGAAAUGUACGAGAGAUUCUAAAUAGAGCUGUCGAGGACUAG
Fusarium sp. VM40 is the source of this 354-nucleotide messenger RNA. The record is from the annotation of a GenBank genome assembly. NCBI's taxonomy places the organism in Eukaryota, Fungi, Ascomycota, Sordariomycetes, Hypocreales, Nectriaceae.